CAAGCCAUUCGAAGUGAAGUGUGAUAUGACGUCAUUUGGUGGUGGAUGGACAAUGUGUUAUACAACAGACAGUUAUGUCAAUACAAAGACUGAACUCACCACAACACCUGAACUGGGAUAUCGAGCAGACUGUAACAACAUACCGUUUACUGAGGUGAUGUUUGUUGAUGAAAAAUCCAAACAGAAGGCAGCUUUUUCCAAAGAUGAUGGUUCACCUAUCACAUUUUUUGGUAAUUAUGACAAGAAUGCAAGUAUCUAUGGCUUAUGGACAGCAAAUGAAGAUGGUGUGGCCACGACGGAAUACAAAUAUCAAAUGCUCAUCUGUGACGCAUUAAUCACUAAGGGUCUUUUUUUCUCAGGAUAUACAAAUAACUGCUACAAAGACUGCAAUAACUGGUGUGGUGACAAAUCAUCUGCAUAUUUUCGUACAUCUGUUGUCUCACGUGCAGACUACAAAGGUGUCGCUUUCAACGAGAAUGGUCAUGGGCCAAAACCAAAUCACCUGAUAAGUGUAGGAAUUCGUUAA
Molecule: messenger RNA, 526 nt
Organism: Dendronephthya gigantea
Lineage: Eukaryota; Metazoa; Cnidaria; Anthozoa; Malacalcyonacea; Nephtheidae
Exons: 2
Coding region: 26-526 (166 amino acids)
Source: RefSeq, a predicted model, not a curated record